AGCAAAUGCAAAAUCCAACUUCAGCUCUCUUAUCUCUAAACUCAGUUAUGGCACCUAAACCUUCUCCCAUGUUCUCAUUCAUUCUUCUCUCUGUCUUUCUCUUUCUCUUCCUUCUUCCUAUCUCAUCUCAUGAGACAUUGUCACCUUCACCAAAUGGUGAAAAGCCAUCGCCAUUUGGGUUCAUCAAGGAUCUACAGGGAUGCAACAAGAGAGACAAAGUAAAAGGCAUUCAUAAGCUCAAGAAGUAUCUCGAACAGUUUGGAUAUUUGAGCUAUAAUAGCCAUUCCAAAAACCAAAUCCGCACUGAUGAUGAUGACUACUUCGAUGAUCUCUUAGAGUCCGCCAUCAAAUCCUACCAGACCAAUUACCAUCUCAAGGCCACUGGAAAGUUGGAUUCUGAAACAGUGUCAGAGAUGAUGAGGUCGCGCUGUGGGGUUGCGGAUAUCGUGAAUGGGACAAGCUGGAUGCAGUCCUCAAAGAAAAGGCACGAUCAAGGCCAUGGCUCACUCCACACAGUCUCCCACUACCAAUUCUUCCCUGGAUCGCCAAGAUGGCCAACUUCCAAUAAUGCCCACCUCACCUACGCAUUUCUCCCAGGCACCCCAGAUGAGGCCAAGAUCCCUGUGUCUCGGGCAUUUGGCAAAUGGGCUUCUGCAACAAGCUUCACAUUUGCGCAGACUGAAGACCACAGAAACGCCAACCUGACAAUUAGUUUUCAUAGUCUUUUGCAUGGAGACUGGAACCCAUUUGAUGGCCCUGGUGGAACCAUAGCUCAUGCUUACGCCCCGACUGAUGGAAGGUUUCAUUAUGACGCGGAUGAAGAAUGGUCGGUUGGUGCAGUUCCUGGUGCAUUGGACGUGGAGACUGUUGCCUUGCAUGAAAUAGGUCAUCUUCUUGGACUUGGUCAUAGUUCUGUUCGAGAGGCUAUCAUGUUUCCUUCCAUUUCUACUGGAGUGACCAAGGGUUUGCAUAGGGAUGACAUUGAAGGAAUUAGAGCCUUAUACAACGCCUAAUAACAUAACAUGGAACCGGAAACUUCAGUUAUAUAUAUGAUAUAAUAAUAUUGAAAUCUA
Messenger RNA from Vitis vinifera (wine grape), 1073 nucleotides. Its product is annotated as metalloendoproteinase 2-MMP. The transcript has a single exon. Gene Ontology annotation, biological process: proteolysis; extracellular matrix organization; collagen catabolic process. NCBI's taxonomy places the organism in Eukaryota, Viridiplantae, Streptophyta, Magnoliopsida, Vitales, Vitaceae. The record is from RefSeq and is a predicted model, not a curated record. Bases 6 to 1013 code for a protein of 335 amino acids. Gene Ontology annotation, cellular component: extracellular matrix. Gene Ontology annotation, molecular function: zinc ion binding; metalloendopeptidase activity.